GUCAGCCGUCACUCCCGGAAGAGUGAAGUGGGACCAGGUCGGCCUGAGGGUCCGAGCCUUUCAGAAGAGAAGCGAGACUGGAAACCCUUCGCUUUAAUUCGGCACGCGAAGUCUGGCUGCCAUUCUAUGGAACCGGCCCCUGAAUAUUCUUUCAUGUGUUCGGAGCCUGAACUUUAAAAAUAGCUUCUGGGGCUCAGUUGUGGUUCAGAUGAAUCCCUGGACCAUAGUGGCAAGAUCUUUCCCACCUAGGAGGGGCCGAAGCUGGUGAAAGGCCUCCUUGACCACCGCUGCCACCUGCUUAUCCAACAGGAGGGCCGGAUCCAGCAGUGCCCCCGAGAUAUUAAAGAUUAGAGCUGAUACACAUGACCAGAAUUGUAUUUAAACAAUGAGUGAGCCGGAGCUGUUGCUGGAUUCCAACAUUCGACUAUGGGUGGUGCUUCCCAUAGUGUUCAUCACCUUCUUUGUGGGGAUGAUUCGCCACUAUGUGUCUAUUCUGCUGCAGAGUGACAAAAAGCUCACUCAAGAGCAAGUGUCUGAUAGCCAAGUUCUAAUUCGAAGCAGAGUACUCAGAGAAAAUGGGAAGUAUAUUCCAAAGCAGUCCUUUCUAACACGGAAGUAUUUCUUCAAUAAUCCCGAGGAUGGGUUCUUUAAGAAAACGAAAAGGAAGGUAGUGCCACCAUCCCCAAUGACAGAUCCUACCAUGUUGACAGAUAUGAUGAAAGGGAAUGUAACAAAUGUGCUGCCGAUGAUCCUGAUUGGUGGCUGGAUUAACAUGACCUUCUCAGGUUUUGUUACAACAAAGGUCCCUUUUCCUUUGACACUGCGGUUUAAACCAAUGCUGCAGCAGGGGAUUGAGUUGCUUACUUUGGAUGCAUCCUGGGUAAGCUCUGCGUCCUGGUAUUUUCUGAAUGUGUUUGGUCUACGAAGCAUUUAUACCCUCAUUCUUGGCCAAGAUAAUGCUGCGGACCAGUCCAGAGUAAUGCAGGAGCAGAUAACAGGGGCAGCAAUGGCCAUGCCUGCAGAUACUAAUAAAGCAUUCAAGACUGAAUGGGAGGCUUUGGAGUUGACUGACCAUCAAUGGGCACUAGAGGAUGUGGAAGAAGAACUCAUGGCUAAAGACCUCCGCUUUGAAGGCAUGUUUAAAGAAGAAUUGCAGACAUCCAUGUUCUGAGCUGUUUUCAGUGGCUGGUGUUAAAUCGGUUAUGUACAGUGUAUUCUGAUGGUCAGAAUAAACACAAUCAACUUCUGUGAGCUGUGUAGCUACAGGAGAGAGUUUU
Eublepharis macularius is the source of this 1277-nucleotide messenger RNA. RefSeq names its product ER membrane protein complex subunit 3 (gene EMC3). Lineage: Eukaryota; Metazoa; Chordata; Lepidosauria; Squamata; Eublepharidae. Gene Ontology annotation, biological process: protein folding in endoplasmic reticulum. Gene Ontology annotation, cellular component: EMC complex; membrane. The transcript has 10 exons. The record is from RefSeq and is a predicted model, not a curated record. The coding region runs from base 386 to 1171 and encodes 261 amino acids.